Molecule: messenger RNA, 218 nt
Organism: Linum tenue
Lineage: Eukaryota; Viridiplantae; Streptophyta; Magnoliopsida; Malpighiales; Linaceae
Source: the annotation of a GenBank genome assembly
CUUUGUUCUCAGGGGAAACUAGAGAUUAUAGUGGAGAGGCCGAGGUUUUACGCUUCGACUACGAACCCAGCUCAGGGUUUUACAGAGCUUUCAUCGAUAAAAUUCCUUUCUACAAGUGAGAGACAGAGAGAGAGGUAGUUAAGCGGGAAAGUUAAAAAGGAAAGGGUUUGUGGAAAGAGGAAGGUGGAAGUAAAUGGCGGUCAGCAGCAACGAGACAA